Messenger RNA from Scatophagus argus, 6732 nucleotides. RefSeq names its product AT rich interactive domain 4A (RBP1-like) (gene arid4a). The transcript has 25 exons. Gene Ontology annotation, cellular component: nucleus. The coding region runs from base 889 to 5196 and encodes 1435 amino acids. The record is from RefSeq and is a predicted model, not a curated record. Lineage: Eukaryota; Metazoa; Chordata; Actinopteri; Scatophagidae. Gene Ontology annotation, biological process: regulation of transcription by RNA polymerase II. Gene Ontology annotation, molecular function: transcription cis-regulatory region binding.
CCGAUACGCCGUGGACAGAAAGCCGCGUGGAUGUCACAGGAAAGGCAGGGAGCUUUCCAGUUAGUCGCUGUUGAAACGAGCUGGCUGAGAAUUGAAUGGCAGCGGCAGUCGGCUUGUUUUUGCAGUGAAGAAAUGUGAAGCUUCUGCGCCUUUGUGGAAGAGCCACAUAUUAAAUAAAUAAAUCCACAACAGUUUUUGUUCCAUCGAAUGUCACACAUUCUCGUUUUGUUUGAAAGAAACUUCGUUUACCUCCUGAACGGAAGCUAAUGUUGACGCUGGUCGAGCCUGCUCUGCUGUUAUCAGACGGUUUAAAUCGCCAUAUGAUCCACGAACUAGCUAGUUGAGUCGCUGGUUAGCCAACUAGCUAAAAUUAGCUCAGGGCUGGAGAGUGAAGCCCCGCUCGUUUCUCCACUCUUCCUGCUGCAAACAGCCGUUGUUUGGAUUUUGCUAGUGCCGGGACUCGGUUAUGUUUAAUGGCGGCCCUCCCCAGGACUCGGUUCACUACCAGGUGGUUGUGGGAAGCGUUAAAGUUAGCCGAGCUAGCAGAGCUGACAUGGCGAGCUGUGAUGGCGACGUGACUCAGUGGAGGUGGGAGCGGAGCGGGAAGGAACGUUCCUCUACGGCUGCGCUGGUUAUCCUGAGCCCGUAGCCGCUCAGUGUGCCCUCAUCGACCCACCGAUAUUUAACCAACAGUCCGCUGGAACCACCGGCUCUGUGUCAGUCGAAGUAAAUGUUGCUAGUUAAGUUAACGUGAGUUGUUUGUGCCACAUAUCUGAUCUGGUCCGGGCAGGGAGGAGGGAGGGGGCUGCACCGAGCCAGAAAAGAAUGCCUGAGCUAACACAAUGAUCUGAAAUCUUUCGAGCUGGACUCCCUCAAAUAACCGGAAAGAUGAAGGCAGCAGAUGAGCCUGCCUACCUGACAGUGGGGACGGAUGUCAGUGCCAAGUACAGAGGAGCCUUCUGUGAGGCCAAGAUCAAGACUGUGAAACGCCUGGUGAAGGUCAAGGUGACUCUGAAAGGUGAAAGUACGUCCCAGGUGGUGCAGGACGACCAGGUCAAAGGACCACUGAGGGUGGGCUCUACAGUGGAGGUGAAGACUAACGAGGGUUUAUUCAGCGAGGCCAUCAUCAGUAAACUGACAGACGCCAGCCUGUACACUGUGGUGUUUGAUGACGGAGAUGAGAAGACUCUUCGUCGUACGUCCCUGUGUCUGAAGGGGGAGCGACAUUUUGCAGAGAGUGAGACGUUGGACCAGCUGCCGUUGACCAACCCGGAGCAUUUCGGCACUCCGGUCAUCGGCAAGAAGUCGAACCGUGGCGGUCGACGUUCGUCACAAGCUGUUGCUGACGAGGAAAAUGAGUCUUCAUCCAGUGAGGAUGAGGAAGAGGACAGGAGAAGGCUGAAUGAUGAGCUGCUGGGAAAAGUCUGCAGCAUUGAGAACGAGGAGGAGCCGAGCAGCUGGUACCUAGCUCUGGUGGUGUCUCCCAGCUGUAAUGAUGAGCUGCAGGUGAAGAAGGAUCAGUGUCUGGUCAGAGCCUUCAGCGACUCCAAGUUCUACACUGUGGCGAGGAGACACGUCCACGUCGUCAGCUCCGUCAGCAUCGCCAAGUCUGAGUUCUCCAACAGGAAGGGUUUUGAAGCAGCCCAGAUGUUCCUGAAGAGCAAGCAGGUUCCAGAUGUGUGGAAGAUGGACAUGAGUCAGAUUCUGGACUCGUCCUCUAGUGAUGAUGAUGAGGACGAUGAAGAGGAGAAGGAGAGUGAUGAGGAUGAGGAGGACGAAGACGAAAAGAAAAAGAAGAAACGCAUAAAGGAGGAGCCGGAAGAGGAGCUGGAUCCAGAGGAGCGAGACCACUUCCUGCAGCAGCUCUACAAGUUCAUGGAGGACAGAGGGACCCCCAUCAACAAACCUCCAGUGCUGGGCUAUAAGGACCUGAACCUGUUCAAGCUCUUCAGACUGGUUUACCACCUGGGAGGCUGCCGCAAGAUUGAGUCAGGGACUGUGUGGAAGCAGGUCUACAUGGACCUGGGGAUCCCAGUCCUCAACUCUGCUGCAUCCUACAACGUCAAGACGGCCUACAGGAAGUAUCUGUAUGGCUUUGAGGAGUACUGCCGCUCAGCCUCCAUCACCUUCAGGACCAUCCAUCACAACAAUCCCCGCCCUCCACCUGCUCUGGCUAAUCAGAAGCAGACAGGGGUGGAGCUUGAAGAUCCCCCCAUGGCACCGGAGAAAACGGAGCCUGUCAAUGACAAGAUGAAGGGGGUGGAGUCAGAGAGCGAGAGCGAGAAGGAGGAGGUGAAGGAGAGACAGUCGUCCCCAAGGGGGAGGAGGAGGUGUGUGGGCAGUCAGGUGAAGGUGGAGACAGAGUCUCCCUCUAGACCAGAGAAGAGAGGAGGAGAAAACAUCGAGGAACAGAAGGAGAUGAGGAGACGCAGCAAUAGAAGAAUGGACGACUCGGAGAGAGGCUCUGAGGAAGAGGAGGAGGAGGAGGAUGAGGAGGAGAUGGAGAGGAAGAGAGGAGACAGGUCUGAAGGCGAGGAGGAUGAGGACUCUCUGACAGGUACGAAGGUCAGGGUGAAGUAUGGCAGAGGAAAGACUCAGAAGAUCUAUGAGGCUCACAUCAAGAAGACAGACGUGGACAACGGAGAGCAGUUCUAUCUGGUUCACUACUACGGCUGGAACGUCAGGUACGACGAAUGGGUGAAGGCAGAUCGCAUCAUCUGGCCUGCUGAGAAAGGAACAAAGAAGAGACAGAGGAAGAAGGUGAAGAACAAAGACGAGCAAGAGAAGGAGAGGGAAAAAGAUGAAGAAAAGCCGCCCUCGGUGACGGUGAAAUCGACAGGAGCGAAGCGCGGCCGUCCUCAGAUCAGGACCACGCCCAGCGGCUCAGCAGGUCGUGGCAUCUCUAAAACACCCAGCAAUGGCAAGGGCAGCAGGAUGGAGACACUAUCCACCAUGGCCAAUGGAGACAACACUCCUCGCAGGAGAACCCGGAGAACAUCAGGCAUGUACGACUCUGACAGAGCAUCCAAUGAGGAGUCUGGGAACUCAUCAGAGGACAGCGAAUCAGAAGAACUGUCAGACAAAAAGCUGUCACCAUGGCGAGGGAGGAGUGAAGCCCCGCCCAGCCAGGAGGAGGAGGAGGAGGAGGAAGAGGAAGAGGAAGAGGAGGAGGAGGAGGAGGAGGAGGAGGAGGAGGAUGAGGAGGUGGUGAAGGAGGAGGAGACAAGAGAGGUCUCUACUGUCAUGGUGACCCCCAAGGACAACGCUGUGGACACAGCAACAGGAGGUCAGCCGCCCGCAGCCUCUGCUCCACCAUGUCCCAGCAUUCCUCAGGAGAAAGCUGACAAAGUGCUGAGCCAAUCAGAAAAGAAGGAGGCAGAGCAGGGAGAGGAUCCUGCAGCAGAAGCUGCCAUGCUGCCUGCUCACCUGGAUGAAGAAAGCAAAAUGUCUGUGGUGCAGGACCGGGUCCCAGAGAUGUCUCCCAAACAGGAAGUGCUCACUAUGAUGUCCUCCAGCAGGACGUCUCCUCUGCCUGACCGGAUCAGCAAAAAGUGUCCCACUGCCGCAGACAAAUACAAAGUGUCUCCUGAACAGCUGCAGGUUUCCUCCCCUCAGCUUGACCCUUCAGAGGAGGAGGACAGCAGGUCCACUCCUCUGUCCUCCCCCAGGGCCAAAGGACGCAGGGCCAUCCUCAGGGAAACAGGUUCUGAGACUCCUCCCAAAAUCCCCUUCUGCGCUCCCGCCCCUGCUGCCAGCCCCUCCCACUUGGGACUUCUGUCGUCUCCUCCUCGCAGCGUCCUGAAGAGACAGGACGAGCCCAUGGUGGUUCUUCACUGCCUCCCCACCCAGCGCACUCACCCUGAGUCUGCUGCCGCUGACUCGGACACAGACUCAGCCACUGAGGAGGAGGAGGAGGAGGAGGGCUCACCUGAGGAGAGGAGCAGCUCUGUGCUCAAACGAAAGGCGGCUGAGCAGCGAGCAGCAGAUAAGAAGCUCCGCCCUGACAGGAGGCAGGAGGAGCCCGCUUCCCCCAAAACACCCCCUGUGCCAUCCAAGAUGGCUGCUGGAGCUUCACCCAAGAGCCUCCCUUCACCUCUGUGCAGGGGGGAGUCAGAGAGGAGGAGCGAGGGAGGGAUGAAGGCAGAGGAGUGGCCCCACCCAGCUGAGGAGACACCACGGGAAGUGUCAGCGGAACGGCUGGUUGGUGUAGCCACAAAGGAGUCAGAGGUGCAUGCUGGGACGCCUCUUCCUGCUGCAGAGGCCCUGGGCCCCGCCCCCGCAGAAGAACUGGAGCCACAGAUUGGCCCUGAGGCCCUCGUUUGCCACGAGGUGGACCUAGAUGACCCAGAUGAGAAGGAGAAGCCCUCCCCCUCCCCCUCCCCAGAGCACCUCCUCCUGAUGAUGAGGGAGCAGCAACAAGUCCCUCCCCCAUUGCCUAAUCUCCUCCACACCUCCCUCCCCGCCUCUCACCUCCUUCAAUCCCAGAUCAGGACCUUCCUGCCAGCCCCUGUACCCGGCUCCAGCCCCUGCCCUGAGGAGCUCCACACAGCCAGGGGUGCCACUGAGGAGGAGCGAGGAGCAGCAAGCGGGGAGCAGCAGGGAGACUUCAGCCCUGGGUUUGAUGGCAGCGCCUCCUCUACCACCUCCACGUCUCUGCUGUCCCUGCAGGAGACCAAGGACAGAGGUCAGAAGAGGCUGAUGGACUGUAACUCGAGCCCGACGGCCAAGAAACAAAAACGCAACCAGAAACGACCACACACACCUGGGAAGGUGGAGAAGAACGGAGCAGGUCACAGCAGUGACAGCGAGGACCAGUCUCGUUUGUCGUCUGUCUCUCAGAAGUCUCAGAAGUCUCGUUGUCCUGGACUGUCGUCUCCACCGUCUCACAGUAAAGACAAACACAACUUCUCCCCUCAGAGGACGUACAAGUGGACCUUCCAGCUCGAUGAGUUGGACAGCAUGUCGAGCACAGAGAGGAUCUCCUUCCUGCAGGAGAAGCUGCAGGAGAUCAGGAAGUACUACAUGACCCUGAAAUCAGAGGUGGCAUCCAUCGACAGACGCAGGAAGAGACUAAAAAAGAAAGAGAGAGAAGUGUCCAACACAACGGCGUCCACCUCGUCAGGCUCCUCGGACACAGCUAUGAGUCCAUCCUCGGCCUCGCCCACUCAAAACACCGUUGCCGUGGAGUGCAGGUGAUGACACGCCCUCAUCAUCACUCCCUUCUGGUCAGCCCCGCCCCGUCCCGCCACAGAUUCUGCCUACUCGGCCAGCGCUGAGGGCAUGAUGGGGAAGAACAUGAUAACUCUCGCCAGGUUGGAGUCUCCCACCUGACGUUAGCCCCGCCCCCUCACCUAAGGACUGACUUCCUGCUUGAGGAGACAAAUGAGACCGAAAAAUCAGCCGUCUGUUCAACUGCCACAGAGUAGUUCCUUAUUUUCUUAUUUCCUUCCUUCCUUCCUUCCUUUGUUUUUUCUAAAUCUAAAAUUUUUUUAUUUUUUUGUUUUUUUCGUCGUGUUGUGGGGUCAGAGGUUUCCAGUUUACUGAGUUUCCUUUAAGGUCGAACAGAACAGGAAGUAGAGUCCUGAAGCAGCACAGCUCUUUAUGCAAUUUUCUUUCCUUUUUUGUUAAUUUCUAUUUUCAAAAAAAAAAAAAAAAAAAAAAAAAACUGAAUAGAGGAAAAAAGACUUCCUGCUGUGAGUGUUUUUGGCCUUUUUAUACAGAAUCAGAGCUUUUAUUUUGGUAAAAACAAAAAAAAAAUUCCAAAAAGUUUGAUGUCACAGCGGGAGAGAAAAUGAAAUAUUUGUAGAGGUGAACCUUUUGUUUUUGUGUAAAAUAAUUAAAACAAAGUUUAUUUAUUCAGUUAGUAAACACAGAUUGUGCGUGUGUGUGUGUGUGUGUGUGUGUGACUGCCAGGAAAAACUUGCGAUGGAUGAAAAUAAAGAAACUCCUGCUGAGUGAAGACACAAAACCAGUCAAUGUUUUCAUUCCAAUUUGGUGUGUUUGGGUUCUCAGUCAGACUCGGUAAAUCUCAGCGCUUUUCUUCCAGAAAUUUAAUCAUAAUUUCAACUCAUUAAAUCAAAAUUCUCACAGUUUUCAUUUAGUGAGUCUGAAAAUCUCGUUACAACUUAAAGUCACAUUAACAAGAUUUCAACUUUAAUCUUCUUUUUCUUUUAAAUUAGUUCCUACUUAAGUUUACUUUAGUAAGUUGGCUUUUUAUUCUUAAUUUAAAAAAUGCAGAGUUUAAAUAAACGCAAUUUUGACUUCAGGAGUCUUCACUGUGGUUUCAUCGUGAGUUGGUUUCCUUUCGUCCUUUUCUUUUUCUCUGGCUCAUUUGAUCCUCCACAUGCUCAGUGCCGACUUCGCUCCCGGAGGAUCCCAGACUCUUCUUCUUCUGUUGUUUGCUCUGUGUGCGUGGCUGCGACAGACGGCUGCUUUCAUUUGUUUUGUAUAUAAAAGUUCUGAGUAAAGAAAAGAAUAAAACCACACCAUGUAUUUGAGAACUACAUUUUACACGCCUGUAAAGAAUGAUUUCUAAUAUUUUUUAAGAGCAGACAGUUUGUACUGUUGUAAGAUGAACUCCUCCGUUGUUCUUUUAUUUUACUUUCCAUGUGGUGUUUUGCUAGCGGCGGUUUGAGAGCGAUGACUGUAAAUACAGAAACACUUCCUCCUGACAGCAGAAGCCAUGUUGGACAAUAAACAGUUCUCUGUUUCAAUAAAGCUUUUAAAUAUGUA